This is a messenger RNA of Mitosporidium daphniae, 1491 nucleotides long. RefSeq lists its product as uncharacterized. Gene Ontology annotation, biological process: tricarboxylic acid cycle. Gene Ontology annotation, molecular function: 4 iron, 4 sulfur cluster binding; aconitate hydratase activity. The transcript has 5 exons. The coding region runs from base 1 to 1491 and encodes 496 amino acids. NCBI's taxonomy places the organism in Eukaryota, Fungi, Microsporidia. The record is from RefSeq and is a predicted model, not a curated record. Gene Ontology annotation, cellular component: mitochondrion; cytosol.
AUGGCCUUGUUACAAUUCAUGUCUGCUGGGCUGGAAACUGCAGCCGUCCCAACCACCGUCCACUGCGACCAUUUAAUAGAGGCUGAAGUCGGUGGAGUUAAGGAUCUUGCCGUUGCAAAGGAGAAAAAUAUGGAAGUGUUCGAUUUUCUGUCUUCUGUGACAUCUAAAUAUAAUCUUGGCUUCUGGAAGCCAGGAUCCGGCAUAAUUCAUCAAAUUGUGCUCGAGAACUACGCCUUUCCCGGAGGGCUUAUGAUUGGCGCAGACAGCCACACUCCAAACGCUGGCGGUCUUGGCAUGGUUGCGAUUGGCGUUGGAGGUGCCGAUGCCGUCGAUGUGAUGGCCAACAUUCCAUGGGAGCUAAAGUGCCCCAAUAUUAUUGGCGUCAAACUAACUGGAAAGCUUAGCGGCUGGACCUCUCCCAAAGAUGUUAUUUGCAAAUUGGCCGGCAUAUUGACUGUCAAGGGAGGAACCGGGGCCAUUGUAGAAUAUUUUGGCCCUGGCGUUGAAUCGAUCUCGUGCACCGGAAUGGCUACCAUUUGUAAUAUGGGUGCUGAAAUUGGCGCAACAACAUCUCUUUUUCCAUUUAAUCAACCAGAAGAGCUGGUAUGCCAUCUUACAGUGAUUACCGUUGUAGGGGUUGCGGAAGCUGCUGCAAAAUAUUCAAGGCAUUUCAUUGCAGAUCUUGGUGUGGAAUACGAUCGUGUUAUUGAGAUCAAUUUAUCUGAACUGGAGCCGCAUGUAAAUGGGCCGUUUACCCCUGACCUGGCGACGCCCAUUUCUCAAAUGAAAAAGGCAGCAACUCAUAAUGGAUGGCCGAAAGCCAUAUCAGUUAAUCUGAUCGGAAGCUGUACCAACAGCAGCUAUGAAGAUAUGACUAGAUCUGCCAACCUUGCAAAGCAAGCCCUUGAUCAUGGUCUGAAGGUGAAAACCCCCUUUACGGUCACACCGGGUUCCGAGCAAAUUAGGGCCACUAUGGAAAGAGACGGCAUCAUCGAUAUUUUUAACAAGGUUGGUGCUACCGUUUUGGCGAAUGCCUGCGGUCCAUGCAUCGGUCAGUGGAAGAGACAUGACGUUGAGAAAGGAGAAAAGAAUACCAUCGUUACCUCUUACAACAGAAACUUUACCGGCAGAAAUGACGGAAACCCUGGCACGCAUUCCUUUGUCACAUCUCCCGAGAUCGUAACUGCCUAUGCAUUUUCUGGCGAUCUCACAUUCAAUCCGAUGACUGAUGAGCUGAAGGGGGCUUCUGGGGAGUUAUUUAAGUUUGUUGCACCGAAAGGCGAAGAGCUUCCAGCAAAGGGAUAUGAUCAUGGCCAGGACACCUACCAGCAGCCAUCUGCCAACCGUUCUAAAAUCAAAAUCAGCGUUGACCCGCAUAGUAACAGGCUUCAGCUAAUGACUCCAUUUCCAAAGUGGGAUGGGAGUGACAUCAUCAAGGCUCCCAUCUUAAUCAAAGUUGCCGGAAAGUGCACUACCGAUCACAUUAGGUAG